Xenopus tropicalis (tropical clawed frog) is the source of this 441-nucleotide messenger RNA. It is a transcript of the gene ndufa2, whose product is annotated as NADH:ubiquinone oxidoreductase subunit A2. The record is from RefSeq and is marked provisional. Lineage: Eukaryota; Metazoa; Chordata; Amphibia; Anura; Pipidae. Gene Ontology annotation, cellular component: respiratory chain complex I; mitochondrion; mitochondrial inner membrane.
AUCAUUAAGCAAAGAUGGCAGCCGCCGUAGUGAGAAGUGUUGGGUCAAAGCUAAGCAGGAAUGUGAGAGAAAUCAGGAUCCAUUUGUGUCAGAGUUCAGCGGCCAGCCAAGGAGUAAGAGACUUUAUUGAGCAGCACUACGUGGAGCUUAAGAAAGCCAACCCCGAAUUCCCCAUCCUGAUAAGAGAAUGCUCCGGAGUUCAACCUAAAUUAUGGGCUAGAUAUGACUUUGGGAAAGAGACAAAUGUCUCAUUAAAUAACCUCAACGUCGACCAAGUUGCCAGGGCUCUGGAGUCUGUAGUUACCCGUAAACCAUGAAGUGAGACCCUAUUCGUUAUGGACAAGAUAUUCGCAGAUACAACAAGGAAAAGCUGCCACCUUCCAUGGACAUUAAAUUAUAUUCCCCAUUUAACACCAUAUAUCAAAAUAAAGUAAAAAAAAA